UUGGACGUUAGUUUUUAUUGUUUUUAGAUGGUGCACCUAUUUGUAUCUAUCUUUAAGAUGGAUGUUUUAUACUUUUUGAACCGCAUUAGGAUGCUUGACACUUUCUGGACUGCAUAUGAAGAAAUGUAGUCCAGACUGCAUGAAACAAAUUUUCUUUAAAAAAAUCCUCCUAAGUAGGUCUUUUUACAGAUGGAGUAAACUUAUACUAUACUUACUCAAGAGUAUGUCUCCUUUUUUAAUUUAACCACUAUGCCUUUAUUGAGAGUGUGAGGUUUACUACCUCUCUAGUAUUAUCAUUGCGAGAUAUGAAGGCAACUUAAAAAAUAAUAAAAAAAAAAAUAAAAAAAAUAAAAAAAUCUUGGGGGUGGGAUCCUUGUAAUUUUUAGAAAAAAUAACAUCCAAUGAUAAUAAAAACAAACGAAAGUUUUCCGUAGGUAUAAAGCCCUAACAAGAAAGUCUAAAAAUGCAUUGGAGAGAGAGAUUUGGAGUGGAGCACCAACCAAAUUGUAAUAGUUUCCAGUCAAAUAAGACAACAAAACUUGGACCAAUUUGCUUCUAUUUCACAACAACAACAACAACCCGUCAAAAAAAUGAAGGAGAAGGACAAGAGAUUUGGAGUGGAGCACAAGCAACAGCCAGUCAAAAAUGAAGGAGAAGGACAAGAGAUUUGGAGUGGAGCACAAGCAACAGCCAGUCAAAAAUGAAGGAGAAGGACAAGAGAUUUGGAGUGGAGCACAAGCAACAUGAUUAGCAUUUUAUUAUGAGCUAAGAUGGGGUGGACUAUGUGGUCCAUAAAUUGGUCCCUCAUCUUCUCUCGUGCACCACAACCAAAUAAGUAUAGAGUAUGGAGAAGGACAAGAGUGUUCAUGUUCUACUUCUUACCUAUCCAACACAAGGCCACAUAAACCCAUUGCUCCAAUUUGCUGGUCGCCUUGCUAGCAACGGCCUCCGGGCUACAAUCGUGGCUCCGACCCGAUGCAAAGACGAAUUUUGCAAGGCAGACCCCUCUGCCGUCGCCUCCACCAACCUCGAGUUCUUUUCCGAUGGCCACGACAGUGGCUUGCCGCCAGAUCACGAUCGCGAGGCCUACUAUUCCAAUCGUAGGAGUGUUGGCUCACGGGCAGUGGGCGAGUUCAUUGAUCGGCUGACCUUAGAGGGUGAGCGACCCGUCUCCCUCAUCUAUGACUCGUUUCUUCCCUGGGCCUUAGAUGUUGCCCAUGACCAUGGUAUGCUCGGGGUAUCCUUCCUCACUCAGUCUUGUGCAGUGUGCUCCAUAUACAAUCGCUACCGCCGUGGCCUUCCUGUCAUGCCGAAAGAGCUUAAUGGGCGUGUCGCGAUCCCAGGGAUGCCACUGUUGGGCUUACGAGAUCUACCGUCGUUCAUCGCCCAACCUGAAGGCUAUGGUUUCGUUCUUGAAAUGUUGCCGGGCCAGUUCAAGAACAUAGACCGAGCAGAUUAUGUGCUUGUGAACUCGUUUGACAGUUUGGAGGCAGAAUUGAGGAAGGAGAUGGCAGAACCAUGGUCUUUGAAGAUGAUCGGGCCGUCGCUCCCCUCGGUCUACUUAGGUAGUAGAACUCCAAGAGUAACAAAGACAAGUGAUGAACAAGGGAAGCUCAUUGAUUGUCUCCAUUGGCUAGACAAGAGGCCUGUUGGAUCUGUGGUGUAUGUCUCAUUCGGAAGCGUGGCGGUUCUUUCCGCAGAGAAAAUGGAGGAGAUAGCCGGCACCUUGCAUUCGAUCAAGUGGCCGUUCCUGUGGGUGGUGAGGCCCCCAUCUGCACACCAAAAAGGUGGAAAUUCACUGCCCGAGGGAUUCAUAGACGCCACAUCCGAGCAAGGGCUCGUGGUGCCCUGGUGCCCACAGCUCGAUGUCCUUGCACACAGAGCCGUCGGAUGUUUUGUGACCCAUUGCGGAUGGAACUCGACACUGGAGGGGCUAACUCAAGGGGUACCCAUGGUUGCGAUUCCACUGCGGAGCGACCAGCCGACGAACUCGAAGUUCAUCUCCGAUGUUUGGAAGAUGGGCGUGCGCGCUGAGGCCGACGAGCAGGAAGUGGUUCGGAGAGGAGAACUGAAGAGGUGCAUAAGGGAGGUGAUGGAGGGUGAGAGGGGCGCUGAGCUGAGGAGGAAUGCACAGAGGUGGAGAGAUUUGGCUUUAGAGGCCGUGGCCGAAGGGGGCAGUUCGGAUAAUAACAUUAAAGAGUUUGUGGCCAAAGUUGUCGUCUUCUCACUUGAAUAGCAAGUGGGAUGGAUCCAUUUUGGGAUUAAUAAUAGUAAUAAUAAUAAGAAAAAGAUUCCCG
Amborella trichopoda is the source of this 2297-nucleotide messenger RNA. RefSeq names its product UDP-glycosyltransferase 74E1. Gene Ontology annotation, molecular function: quercetin 3-O-glucosyltransferase activity; quercetin 7-O-glucosyltransferase activity. The record is from RefSeq and is a predicted model, not a curated record. Lineage: Eukaryota; Viridiplantae; Streptophyta; Magnoliopsida; Amborellales; Amborellaceae.